This is a messenger RNA of Glycine soja, 824 nucleotides long. RefSeq names its product lamin-like protein. The transcript is spliced from 2 exons. Gene Ontology annotation, molecular function: electron transfer activity. The record is from RefSeq and is a predicted model, not a curated record. Gene Ontology annotation, cellular component: plasma membrane. The coding region runs from base 82 to 609 and encodes 175 amino acids. NCBI's taxonomy places the organism in Eukaryota, Viridiplantae, Streptophyta, Magnoliopsida, Fabales, Fabaceae.
AUAUAGUUUCUAACAAAAUUAAUUAUAUUAAUAUAUCUAUUUAUCUAUCUAUCCAUUUAUCUCUGUGUUUCUUGACGAGCCAUGGAGAAUUGGAGGGGUGCUCGGUUGAUGGUGGUGGCGAGUGUGGUGGCAAUAGGGUGGCUUUCGUUGGUGGUCAUGGGAAGUCCGGUGCUUCACAAGGUGGGAGGGUCCAAAGGUUGGAUCAAUCACGAUGUGAACUACACUGAAUGGGCUGCUCAAGAGCAUGUCUAUGUUGGGGAUUGGCUCAUCUUCAAGUUCGACAGACGAUACUUCAACGUUCUGGAGGUGAACAAGACAAGCUACGAGAACUGCAUAGACAGGGACUUCAUAAAAAACAUCACUCGAGGUGGUCGUGACGUGGUGCAAAUGACGGAGGCAAGGACCUACUACUACCUCUCCGAUGGAGGUUACUGUUUUCAUGGUAUGAAAGUGGCUGUGCAAGUUCAAGAGUACCAAGAUCCCGCACUCGCAAUGGUGGCACCAGCUCCUUCCCCCGUCGUGUCUGGUUCUUCUGUGUUCACAUGCAUUUGGAUCAUUGUUGCUAAUGUUGUGCUUUUUGUGAAUUUGAUGGUAGUGGGCAUUUUGUAAGUGAUUGAUGGAGAUGGGGGUCUAUAAAAGAAGCAUAGGCUAGAGUAUUGGUGGUGCUUGUUUUUAUUGGCUUAGAUAUUAUUGUUGGUUUCUUUCUUUUAGAGAGUUUGGUGCAUGUUAUACUCUUAAGUCUCGUCGCAGAUGGUUGAUUUGGUUGUGGUAAGCUAAAAAUUUAACUGCAGAUUAUUAUAUAUAUAUAUUUUACAAAAAUCUUA